CGUAUUCUCAGCCUCAGAUGAAUGAAGAUUCCUGCUUUUACUGCCGCCUGUUGGAGAUCUACCGCGUUGCGCGGCGCUUGCCCGUUCUUUUCUGUUCCCUCCGGGAGAGAGGAUGGGUUCUUAGAUAUCGCCCUUGGUCAGGAUUUGAGUCGUCAGGCAGUGUCAGAGAGUUUCUGCCUCUGAGCACCUCUUGUCAAUGGAAUAGUGAUCCCUGUUCGUGCCUCGCGUCUCCAGGGCCUCGACAUGGGGCAUAACCCUCUGGUCUUCCUUCUUCCGGCAGCUGCAGCUGUCACCUCCUUUGGGAAGCUUUCCCUGACAUUCCUCUGGAUGUCCAGCAAAGUGGCCGUUGGCAGCGACAUUGGGCGGGCCCGCCAGGCGGUGGAGCAGCUGCGGAUGGAGGCCGGCAUCGACCGCGUGAAGGUGUCCAAGGCGGCCACCGACCUGCUGCAGUUCUGCACGGAGCAGGCCAAGAGCGACCCCUUCCUCGUGGGCAUCCCGGCUGCCACCAACCCCUUCAAAAAGAAGAAGCCCUGCGCCAUCCUCUGACCC
Ceratotherium simum simum (southern white rhinoceros) is the source of this 549-nucleotide messenger RNA. It is a transcript of the gene GNG14, whose product is annotated as G protein subunit gamma 14. Gene Ontology annotation, cellular component: heterotrimeric G-protein complex. Gene Ontology annotation, molecular function: G-protein beta-subunit binding. NCBI's taxonomy places the organism in Eukaryota, Metazoa, Chordata, Mammalia, Perissodactyla, Rhinocerotidae. Gene Ontology annotation, biological process: G protein-coupled receptor signaling pathway. The record is from RefSeq and is a predicted model, not a curated record.